AUGGAGAAUGGUGAGACUUUACGUCUGGAUUAUAAUUUGUCUCCCUUGUUCGGUAAUGAUUCCGAAACAAAUUAUGCGUACGUGUUAUUUAAAGAAAUAGAUGAAAGUUAUGCACAAACGCGCAGCGAUCGUAUCCGUGCUGCAAUGUUUCCUGAUUUAUGUCCUAAUAAGACAAGUGAUAUGCCAUCAUUACCAUGUCGUUCAACAAUUGUUGCGAAACUAGCGGAGCCAAGCCAAUUGUUAACAACUGCCGUUGUGGAAUUGCUCAGUCUUCAGGAUGAAACGGAAUUAACAACAAAAGCAAUUCCUGAACUUGUAAAAUUACUUGCGGAUAAAGAUGAGACAGUGAUUAUGCGAGCUGUUCAUAUGGUGCACAUGUUAUCGCGUGAAAGCAAAUCCAUGAAUGCAAUAGCUUCAAAUCCAACUCUUAUAAAUGCUUUAUGCGGUGUUACUCGAUUGGAAAAUGAUGCUAUACGAAGAGAUGCACUUGGUGCUCUUUCACAUAUUUCGGAACAUGCAGAAGGACGUAUGCAAAUAUUUCGUUCUGGUGGCAUUCCCGAGUUGGUUCGAAUGCUUGGAAUUCCAUUAGAUGCUGUUCGUCAUUAUGCCAUCACCACGCUUCACAACUUACUUCUUUUUAUGGAUUAUGCAAAAGAGGAAACAAGGGCAUGUGGAGGCUUGGAAGCAAUGACUCCCCUUCUUCGGGAAAAUUAUUCACGUUUCCUAGCACUAUUGACAGAUUCGCUCUAUCUUUUACUACUGGAUAACCCACAGAGCAAACUCUCAUUCCUUUCCUUAGGUGGUCCAUCGUCAUUAAUCGAUCUUUUGAGCACACAUCGUCAUUAUCCAAAGCUUGUUUAUACUGUGAUGCGCUGUAUUCGGGCACUUUCAGUGUGCCCACAAAACAAAACCUCCCUCAUUUCUCUUGGAAUACUCAAUGUUUUGGGUGAUUUUAUCGAUAACGUCGAUGACAGAACCCAAUUUGCUAUCCUGUGUGCUAUUCGCAAUUUAUCAGAUGCAGCAGCUAAUGAAAGUAGCUUAGGACCUCUGAUUAUCAGUUUAAUCCAUGUUGUUGCAACAGGUGAAGAAUCAACAAGUGCAUGUGCUGCUGGCAUCCUAUCAAAUUUAACUUGUAACAAUAUUCGCAACAAACAAACCUUAUGUUUUAAUAGGGGAAUGGAUGCGCUAUGUAGUGCGCUUGAACGGUUUUCAACAGUUGAGGAAGUUACAGAACCAACGCUUUGCGCAUUGAGGCACUGUACUGCUCGGCAUCCGCUGGCAUCACAGGCACAAAGUGAUAUCCGCUUAUCACAAACUUUACCUGUCAUUUUAGAGUUAAUUUCAUCGAUGCGAGCCCCAGUUGUUAAAGCAGCUCUAGGACUUGUCCGAAAUCUUGCACUCCUUCCUGCUAACUUACACCCUCUGACCCAUGAAAAGACAUCAAAAGGAGAAUCGGUGGUUACUUUGGCGAUGGACGUUUUGGGGCGAGCUGGUACUCAGCUCCGUCAAAAUCCAGAUGCAUUAGCAGAUGGUGUAGCCAUGCGUGAAUUAGUUGAAGGUGCCGUAUCAGCAUUGCACCAGCUUGGAAAUGACCCUCAGUCAGCUGAUCUCAUGCUUCGCGAUCACCCAUUCGUUGAUAUGCUCAUAAAACUGCUUUCAUGGGAAGAAAUAUAUGCAAAUGAUGAUGAGUUGCUACAGCGUGAACUUCUGGGACUUCUGUAUCAACUCUCAAAGACUCCAGAAGGUGCACGCCAACUAGAUAUGUUCGGACCAACUCCUGUACUUGCUGAUGCAUUACAUUCCAAGCGCAGAGCAAUUUCAACAUAUGCAUCUGGCAUAUUGAAAAAUCUUCAAUUUGAUAAGCCAAUGAUGUAUCGUGGAGAACUGGACACAGAAAUUGAAAGUGUGAUAAACAGUGGUGAAGAAUGGAUGCAUGAUGGUCUCGAAUCAGAACUUUUUGCUGCAAUGUAUCAUUCCUCAGAAAUGGAACAGUUGGAUCAUCCCCAGUCAUGGCAACAUCCCCCACCCUACCAGACUAAUAAUCGAAGUCCUUUAUGGUUCGAUACUGAUCUUUGA
Molecule: messenger RNA, 2076 nt
Organism: Cercopithifilaria johnstoni
Lineage: Eukaryota; Metazoa; Nematoda; Chromadorea; Rhabditida; Onchocercidae
Source: the annotation of a GenBank genome assembly